UGUGGUCGCUCAGGAGGGGAUACUCUUACUCGUUUUCAUUGUAGCACAACAAAACCAUGUUUUUUUUCUCCUGGUUUUGUCUCCGCUUCAGACCUCCCGCAGAUCAGCUGAUUCUUUUUUUUCCUCCCACCCCCUUAUUCUCUCUCCUUAUUUCUUAUCCUCAUCUCCCGGCGAGGAGCGGCUGCAACGAUGCCGCCGCUGCGCUUUAGACUGGUAGAUGAGGAGCUAAUAACAGAACACCAGCAACAACAACACGAGACAGUGCCAUCGCUGCUGGAGCGACACCUCAAUGUGGACUAGUUAAAUCCUGAGGUCGUCGCAUGGCGGAUGAUGCGCCGAGCGCGCACUUUGAGAGGAACGCACCUGCCGUGAAGACAAUCCCUCCACAUGGACAGCUGUAACCCCGGACCCGGGGCAUCGCCGCCGUGCACGGAGCUCUGAUCCAUCACGCUGACUCCAACCCACCCCGGAUGACGGCGGGAUGACAGCUGAUGGCCCCUCCUCUCCCUGGACGGGGAUAAAAACGCGCUCCAUCUGAACCUGGAGUCUCCUGACGGGAACAAUAGCGCGCAGCGCAGAGAGAGCGCCGUCUCCCCCAUCAGGACCACUUGGCACCAGACACUCCCGCCUUCUUCUAAUUUAAUUUAUGUCCCUUUUUAACGAUUAAAGCAUCUCCACGAGGAAAGUGCAUGUCUCCCUCUUUGAUACUUUGAGCUCAAUAUCCUAAUGGCCGGAGGGGAUGAUCCUUGAGUAGCCGAUAAAAUAAUCAAACAAGGGCUUGAGCCGCCGGGGGGAUUUGUUAAGAUUAUCGCCACAGCGCUAUUUUGUCCCACACUUCUGGCUGAAUUUGACAGCUUUUUAAUCUGCACCGUAGCCCUUUUUUUUUUUUUUUUCCUGGGAUGCCUGUUUAACAGCUGCGAUAUUAACCUGGAAAGGGGAAGGGGAAGGGGAAGGGGGGGAGAUGAGCCUGAGACUGGGACCUGGAUCCGGCUGUAGUCCGCACCUCCCCUCGCUCUUCAGGAGGCUGCCCGGGAUGCGCUCGCCCUGAGCACGGAGGAGAGAAAAAAACAAGCAGGAAAACACAACUCAGCAGCGCCUUUUCCCCCAGCAGAGCCGUUUUUACUCUCUACCGGGCUGCCACCGGAGGAUGUUUCAGCAAGGAUGCUGCGCUUCCCCGUGAAGAAGAUCCGGAAGCAGUUCAAGCUUCUGCUGCUGCUGGUGCUGCUCACAUCAGCCGUGUGGUUCACCUACCUGCACAUCAACCAGGGCAAGACCAUCAAACUACACUUCAACUACGGAAAAGAUGGAGAGAGACAGACGGAGGGGACGGACGCCAGUCGAAAGAGGGACACUCGCUCCUCCGCCGGACAUCACAAGGGCGAGGACACCAGUGACAGCAGGGAGGACGAGGCAGGAGAUGAUGAGCCAAUCACUGGAGGCGCUGAGGGCAGAGACCAAACCCACGUCCGAAGAUUCCUCAGCCAGCACCACCAGAAAUUACCAUGGAAACCAGAGUACAAGGGUCAGGCCAACCUCCAUGUGUUUGAGGACUGGUGUGGCUCUUCUAUCAUCCAACUCAGAAAGAACCUGCACUUCCCUCUCUAUCCUCAUACAAGAACCACAGUGAAGAAGCUGGCAGUGGCUCCAAAGUGGAAGAACUACGGCCUGAGAAUAUUUGGCUUCCUUCAUCCUUACAGAGACGGUGAUUUCCAGUUCUCGGUGUCGUCCGAUGAUAACUCUGAGUUCUGGUUGAGUCCUGAUGAGAGCCCGCUCAACGCCAGGCUGCUGGUUUAUGUAGGACAGCUGGGUACAGAGUGGACUGCUCCAGGCGAAUUCAACAAGUUCAGGUCCCAGUCCUCUAAAUCUGUACACCUUAUCUCAUCAAGAAGAUACUACUUUGAGAUCCUUCAUAAGCAGGAUGACAAGGGCUCAGAUCAUGUGGAGGUUGGGUGGCGUCCAUUUCUGCCUGGUCUGAAAUAUGAAGUGAUAGACUCAGCCUACAUCUCCCUGUACACAGAUGAGUCCAAUUUGAAGAUGAACAGUGUGGACCACAUCCCACAGACCUUGGCCAGUCACAUCCAUCUCCCACAGGAGCCUCGGGGUCCGAAGGGAGCCCAUGCCAUGCUGCACGGGGCUGAUAUGCUGAAGCCAGAUCCCAGGGACACCUUCUACAGCAUCCCUAUGAUUAACCCCUCCCGUCUGGAAAACGUUCUUCCGGCUUGCCUCUACUCUCCAACCUACGUAGUCAAAGAUUUUCCCAUCGCCAGAUACCAAGGGCUGCAGUUUGUCUACCUAUCUUUUGUUUACCCUAAUGACUUCACACGGCUCACCCACAUGGAGCGAGAGAACAAGUGUUUCUACAGAGAGUCCCCUAUGUACUUGGAGAAGUUUGGUUUCUACAAAUAUAUGAAGAUGGAUGAAGAAGAAGAGGACAGAUCGUUCUUUUUUCCCAAUCCAGAUGAUUUUUUAGAGGAAGAAGAGGUGGUGGACACAGAGGAUGAGGCAGAAAUUGUUGGCACGCAGUCGCCCAAAAGACCCUCUCAUCCCAGUCAGACCAGCCAUACCUCCAACCCCUCCCAUCAGCACUCAAAGACUGGGGCCACACCAGUGGGCAGGGAGGAGGAGGAGGAGGAGGAGGAGGAGGAGGAGGAGGCGGAAGGAGCCCCCGAUCAAGAGCAAGAGGGACCAGUCGACAUUGUCAUACGCCGCAGAGAAAAGAGACAAUUCCAGCACAGAUAUCGGCAGAUGGGGAGGGUUCUGAACAGAGACUGGGGGAGAGAUCAGACCCAGAGAGAUGUGGGACAGGACACCACGAGUGACCGUGAGAAAGAUCUGCCCAGGACUUUCCAGCCUGAUGCAGACAGUAUUAUCAAGAGUCGCUCUUUGUCCUGGGUCCACAAUGGCGCUGCAGACCUGGACUCCAUUAAAAAAGGUGGCGGAGGAAAAGAGACAGGUGGUGAGACUCCACAUAAACUUAGCAAGUCUUCACUUCUCUUCCCCCAAAAGUCCCCUCUCUCCGCCCUUGCCUACCGAGCCAAGCAAAUCCUCAGCAACUCCGCCCAUAACAACCGCCCCCAUAAUAACAGCAACAAACCUGCUGGGAACAAGAAGGAGAAGAGGGAGGAGAACAAGAUCUACAUCACCCGGCCCCGGCCUGCUAAGGAGAGAGUGAAGGAGAGGGAGCAGCGGAGAGAGAGGAAGGAGGAGAAGGGGUCUCGGCACCCUAGAGAGAUUUUCCCAGGGGUCUUCUUGUACCAAACUGGGAAGACCACUAGACUGGUCAACCUGGGUGUUAAAGGACAUGCUGGGGAAGGGGUAACAGGGACUAGGCGCCUCAUUAGUGCCUCUCAGCUCUGGCCUAACCCCCCCGGAAAAGAAGAAAAGGCAUCGAUUCGCAAUGAAAGCACCAACAUUCAGAGAGAAAGUGCUCUGAAAUCUGCCAGCAAAGCAGCCGUGGCAAAGCAACUGGAGAAAAGUAAGAGGAAAGGGGAGUCCCGGGACUUCAGGACUACUGCCACAGCUGACCUGCCCAACAAAGAACUCCUGAUCCCAUCUUCUGAUCGCCAAGACGCCCCCCCACCUCCAGCCACCCUGCCAAGGUCAAACACAACAGGAGACACAUUCCAUGGUCCUUUACAGGUCACGUCGUACCUCAGAACCUCAGAGAUCACUGAGUCCCAGCAGCAGCCAGACCCCAAGUCCAACCCUGCAGACCCUGAUCCAGAAACAAACCACUCCAAUCCUGACCCUGACCCUGAUCCAGAGCCAGAACCAGAGGAGGGAGAGGUGUCGGACUACAGCUACGAGGAGGUUGAGAUUCGUCCAGGUUGGGCGGAGGAGAGCAUCAACUGGCAGAGGACGUUCUCAGUUAACCCGAUGGACUUCGAGCUGCUGCGUUCUGAUUGGAACGACCUUCGCUGCAAUGUAUCUGGCAAUCUACAGCUGGCAGAGAGCGAAGUGGUGGACGUGCUGGCGCAGUACAUGGAGAAGCUCAACGAACGCAACGGAGGCAUCUACACCCUGCUAAGAAUCAUCAACGUUGAGAAGCGCCGCGACUCAGCGAGGGGGAACCGCUACCUGGUGGAGCUGGAACUGAUGGAGAGGGGUCGCACCGUGGUGCGCCUGUCAGAGUACAUCUACCUGCUGCUGCACCGCGGCAGGCAGGGCGAGGAAAGUCUGGAGAACACGGACUCGGCCCCGGCCUCCGCACCAGCCUCGCCUCCCUCAGCGGCCACAACCAGCUUCACGACCCCACCGCCACCCCCUUCUAUCAGGUCCUCCGUCCGGCCGGGGGCAACUCCGUGGAGCACCGCGUAUGCCAAGCCUCUCCUGUGCCAGCCCGUCAUGCUGCAGUGGAGGAGAGACGUCAUGGUGCACUUCGUGGUGCCCGUGAAAAACCAGGCACGCUGGAUACAGCAGUUCAUCUCCGACAUGGAAAACCUUCAUCGGCAGACGAAGGAUGACAACUUCAGCGUCAUCAUUGUGGACUUUGAGAGCGACGACAUGGACGUCGAGCAGGCUCUCCGAGAGAGUAGCGUGCCAAGAUACGAGUAUCUCAGAAGAGAAGGGAACUUUGAGCGAUCGGCAGGACUACAGAUUGGAGUGGACACCAUCGAGGAUAGUCACAGCAUCGUGUUUCUGUGUGAUCUGCACAUCCACUUCCCUCUAAACAUCCUGGAAAGCAUAAGGAAGCACUGUGUGGAAGGACGACUCGCUUUUGCUCCCAUCGUCAUGAGACUCAGCUGCGGUAGUUCACCGCUGGAGCCAAACGGUUACUGGGAGGUAAAUGGUUUUGGCCUAUUUGGAAUCUAUAAGUCUGAUUUCGACAAGGUUGGAGGCAUGAACACGGAGGAGUUCAAAGACCGCUGGGGUGGAGAGGACUGGGAGCUGCUGGACAGGGUGCUGCAGAAUGGUUUGGAAGUUGAGAGACUACGCUUGAGGAACUUUUAUCACUACUAUCACUCCAAAAGAGGCAUGUGGAAUGCUCAGAACAAAAAAACUCCUAAAGGAUAGAGCUCCGUUUUGGUCAGAGCAUUUUAAAACCUGCCUGCAGAUCCACUGUGUGUCAGAGAGAGCCCUGUGGGAGGUCCCCCACUGCCUGAACUCUGCCUUUUUUUGAAACAGGCUCCUAUCAGGGACUCCUCUGUUUUGCCAACAGGUUCUGUCAUUUGUUCAUCUGUGUGAGGAAACGGAGUCAGAACUGAAAGUGUCUGUGGAGGGGGGGGUGUUCUCUCAGCAGACAGACCUGAGUCAUUUCUUUGCCUCACUGACUGAACUACUGCUCGGAGAGAAGAGCUUCUUUUUGAUCUCUGUCUCUCUGUCCUUUUCUGGUGCAAUUUUUUUCAGACAGACUGAAGAGCAGCUGUUGUGUGUGUGUGCGCGCGUGUUUGUGCGUGUGUGUGCAUAUUGGUAUGUAUAUAUAGUUUGUGUGGGUGUGAUUUUGCUGGGAUGUGCUUAUGGUGACAGGAAGCACUUUUUUUUCUAACACGGAGGCGUGAAGAGAAGCUACUGUAAGAUCUUUUUUCUAACAUAGAAGCCUAAUAGAAUGUGUAUCAGAGUAUCAUUCAGAUAGAUGGUGGCGUAGCUCAAGUAGAGGAACUCUGUGUUUGAUAAAGCAGUAUCUCUCAAAGGUAUCACGUACCAGAAAGACUGACGUGCUAAACUUCUAUUUACAACUGACAAUGUGAACCACAAGAAGCUUUCUAAUCAAAGUCCUUUUUUUCCAAACAAAUACUCACAGAUGCAUAAAAUUUAUAUCUUAUUCCGUCUCUCCCUCACACUGUGUACCUCUUAUCCUCCAUUUAUUUCUGAAUUUAUCCUUUCCAAAGUCAUGCAACAUUUUGUUUGAAUACGUGUUGAAAUAUUGCCUUGUUAUGUCAGAUUAAUGAGCUACUUUCAUAUUAGAGCUAGCUAUCGGUUAUGACCUGAUUUAAUUUGUGUUAACUUAAAUUUAUUCUUCAGUUAGUUAUUUAAAAAUAUAUAAAUAUAUUUAUCCUGAAGAAGUAAGGAUGUAGUAACGUUUGGGGUGCUUUUUCAUGUUCAAAAACACUGAAUUUAUGAACAGUUCAGAUGUUUCCUGCAUUUUGUGCCGACUGUCGACGGGAACGUGAAACUGUACAUGUGGCGGGGAGGACAGUGAACUCUUUCUGCCAUCUAAUUUAAUGUCAUAAGGGAAGUGUCGCAUUGCUUGUACUGGAUUUGGGGGAUUUAGGUCUGCCUUUCCACAUUAAAAUACCACAGAUGAGGAGUGCUCAGCUAUCAAAAUCAUCAGCACUCUUAAGCUUGUUUGAAGCUCUACCAGAAAGGAGAACAGUUCAUGUGUCGGACACAAUGUGGCGAGGCCUGGCCGUUUCACAAAUGUGUGCCUUUUUCAGGGUUUGUCUUCUAAGAGUUGCAGAAUUAUUUUAUUGACCAUAGCGGGCAGGGAAAAACAAAAAUACAAUGUUAUUCAUCAGCAGGCUGUGAUGUCAUUGUCAAUUCAGAUACACUGUAAAAUGGGGAAAAUAUUGUUCUCUGUAAUGCAUUAUAGGCACAAUGUUUCUUAUAAUGUCUUAAAUGAGAAAAGGAUGAGAAUGAGCAGUUUUAGAUGGUGUGAAUCACUACUGAGUAAGAACUGAGGGUAUCAGUAGCAGCUACAGUCUGGCAGGACCCCGCCUGCUUCCAUUAUUUUGGCUGGAGACCAGGCUCCUCAUGCCUCUUUAUGCAACAUGGUUCUUUCAAAUAAAAGUUUUUAGGAGAUUCACAAUGCUACAUAAUGAUGGUACAUACUGUAUAUGGUAUAUAUAUAUAUAUAUAUAUAUAUAUAUAUAUAUAUAUAUAUAUAUAUAUAUAUAUAUAUACAGACGUAUGUAUGUAUGUAUGAACGAGAGCUAAUGAUCUGUUAUUUGACGAUUUGAUUGUCAAAAUUCCAUCUAAGAGCCUUUUUUUCCUCUCGCUCUUUCCAGCGUAAAAGGGCCUACACUGUACAUCAAUUAACACUGACAUGGGAUGAGUUAAAAAAUGUUGAAAGACCUAAAAUACAAGUCUAUAUAUGAAAUAAAAAUAAAUGACAAAUAGGAAUAUACAUUCCAAGGUAAUUUCUGUGAAAUUGUUUUGUAGAGAAAAGGUUUUAAGAAUGUAUUGUACUUUUAUUUUGAUUUGUGGUUUUUUGCAAAUAAAAUUUUAU
This is a messenger RNA of Cololabis saira (Pacific saury), 7165 nucleotides long. RefSeq names its product beta-1,4-N-acetyl-galactosaminyl transferase 4a (gene b4galnt4a). The transcript has 20 exons. Gene Ontology annotation, cellular component: Golgi cisterna membrane. Gene Ontology annotation, molecular function: acetylgalactosaminyltransferase activity. Lineage: Eukaryota; Metazoa; Chordata; Actinopteri; Beloniformes; Belonidae. The coding region runs from base 1162 to 5013 and encodes 1283 amino acids. The record is from RefSeq and is a predicted model, not a curated record.